Molecule: messenger RNA, 4242 nt
Organism: Hyphopichia burtonii NRRL Y-1933
Lineage: Eukaryota; Fungi; Ascomycota; Pichiomycetes; Serinales; Debaryomycetaceae
Exons: 1
Coding region: 115-4242 (1375 amino acids)
Cellular component (GO): trans-Golgi network
Source: RefSeq, a predicted model, not a curated record
CUCUUCGAGACAGAAACACCAUGUAAAUAAAUAGCUGGAAGGGGAAUAAGUUAAGAAAGAACUGGAAUUGACCCUGUGGAUAGAAGGCAAACAGACCCAAUCGCAAGUGUCACCAUGAUAGAUCGAUAUGGGUAUACGGCUCCUGCAAGAGUUAAGGUAUUGGUUGUACCAGUGAACGGAUGUUCAAAAGUUGAUUUUGAAAGAUACUUUGAUCUUAUACGAUCUACAGAUGAGAUCAGAUUGCUUGAUAUACCACCAAUUCCCGAAUCGCAGUAUUUCAAUCCUCAGUCUUACCCUCACGGUAAGAUAAUGUAUGAAUAUAGCUCAUCAUAUCCAGAAGAUGAAUCGAUUUUUUUACAUGAUUUCGAACCUUUUAGGAAAACUUUCAUUGUCAUUAGUGUUGGGAAGUACCUGAAAGAGUUUGAUUCUCAGCAGUCUUUGAAUUCUUUGAAAAAACUGCAUCAGAGUUCAAUUGUCCAUAACUCGAUUAUAUUCGAUACUCCUUCAGACUUGAUUAAGGACUUGAAUCCUCCAAGUAAUCAUGAUUUCAAGCUGGUAUUCUACCACGAUGGAUCAACCGAUCAUAAUAUAACAGCAAUAGAAACCUUAGUUUGUGAAGUUUCAAGAAAUUUUUUAUUAGCAUUGGAUAAUUACGCUUCAUCUUAUCUCAAUAUAACUUUAAGAUCACCAGUUUCAAUAACUGAUAGUCAUAUAUUGACGCGUGCAAUUACUCAGGCUCAGAAAAGACUUACAUCGGGAUCUUCAUCUUUUAAACUCUCAUUUAAUUCUUCCAAUACUUCACCAAUUGCUUCCAAUGAUAUAAAAUCAAAACAUAACGGUAGACAAGCUAAACUAUUAGGAAGUUUCUUUCUUUUAGCAGGUAAAACCUCGGAUGCCUUACACUACUUCAUAGAUGCAAUCAUAAAUUUGAAAAAAUCUGAUGACUUCUUAUGGUUAGGUAGUGCAAUAGAAGGUCUUGGAAUCGCUUCGGUUAUGCUUCAUUUCUUGAAUAUUCCUUUCCAAUUGAAUAAUCCUGCUCUACUGUCUGCUCUACAAUUUCCAAAGAGUAAAUUACAGUCGAUCAAUUCCGAAACCUCACCUAAAAGACUCUCAAGUGAAUCUAAAUCAAAUAGAAAUUCAAAUCCAACCCUUAUGUCUCCUAGAAAUUCUACUGGUAGUAGUGUCAGCUUUAAUCUUUCUCAAUUAUCUAAUAUAUCAAACGGAGACCUUAAUAGUUUGCCAUUACCAGAAUUGAUCAAAAGAUUAAAUUCAAAAGUUUUACACCUAUAUCAUAUGAGUACUAAUGAUUACGAAAAUACGGUCCCCGAUAUUGUUUACAUAGAAUGCUUACUAAGAUCAAUUAAGUUUAUGGUUUAUGUUCAUCUUAGUGGACCAGAGAUCGACUCACUGGUAUUGGAAAGAAUUGUUAAAUCUAAAACUUGUGGUAACAAAUCAGAUAAUACUUGGUUUACCAAAUCAGAUAUCCUUGCUCAAAUUGAUAAGGUAUUCUCUUUGCAAUUAGUGGAUAUGGAUUUCUUUGAACAGUGCAGAAUAUACUGUGCUUUGGCUUCAAUGUAUACUGAUCUUGGUUUGAAAAGGAAAAGAGCUUUCAUAUUAAGAAUUUUAAUUAUUGCAUUACUACCCAAAUUCGAAACUCGCUUAAAUGAAUCAGUCUUAUCUGAUUAUACCUCUAUUGGAUCUAUAAGGGAUAUUUUCGAUGAAUUAUUUAUAGCGUAUGGUAUAAAUGUUGAUCCUGAAAGUACUGCAACGGCUGCUUCUCAACAUCCAAAUGACUGGGUCUCCUUACAAUUACAACUUUUAAAAAUCUGCUUGAGAAUCCUUGAAGCUAUCAAAGAUUACUCUUAUUUAAUUAAAUUAUGUACUAUGCUAUUGACUCGUUAUACACAUUGUUUACCUCCUGCUGAUCAAAUCGCUUUAAAAGAAAAAAUUGAUGCAUUGAUUUAUUUAUCAGAUAGAAAUAAUCUCAAUCUUGAAGCUCCUUAUUGGGACCCCUUUUUGAUAAGAAAAGUAAAAUAUGUCUCUAGUAAAUCUAAAGAUUCUCUAAUACCUUUCCCUGAAUAUGAAAGAGAUAAUCAUAAUGUUGGCUUGGUAGAUUCGUCACCCAACAAGGAUUCAAAAUCUUCUACUCCUAAGCCAGAUGAGUCGGCUUUAAUUUUUAAUCCUUACAACAAAGCAAAAUUUCCAACAUUGAAUAAAGAAAGACUUUUAAUCAAAAAUGAAAUUUACCAAUUAAAAGUUGCUUUACAAAAUCCUUUUUCAUUUGAAAUUGAAGUCACCGAUUUCUCAAUAAUGACAGAAGGUAAUGUUAGUGUUCAAACCUUAAAGCAUUUAAUGAGACCUGCAACAGUUGUAGGUUUGAAUGAUCAACAGCUUCCUCCGAUAAAUCAAACAGCUUCUAAAUCAAUAUUGAAUAGCAAACAUACCAUAUCAGCUCCAAAGAGAAAUUCAUCCAAUUAUAAUUUAUCCAAUCAGAAUGAUCACCAUUCAGGUAAUAAUCUCCUUCUACACCCAAAAAGUAUCCAAUAUUUUAUUGUUGCAUUCAAGCCAUUAGAAGCAGGUGCUUUAAGCAUUGUAGGGUUUGAUGUGGCAAUGGGAUCAUGUAAUCCUCAAUUCUUUCAAAUAAUUGAUGAGGAAUUUUUUGAUCAUACUCAAAAAAUCAAGGUCUUAGAGAAACCAAUAGAUCCUUUAGGUCCUUUGGAAAGUGUUAUAACCAAUUUAUCUGGCAAUAAUAUUGAAGGUAGGGCCAGUACAAGGACUUUGCAAUUAAGUGUAGUUCCUCCUCAACCUACCUUAUCCCUCACCAACAUCCUGAUUAAUAAUGGUUGGCUAAUGUUAUUAGAAGGUGAGAAGUAUGAAUUUUCAAUCUGCUUAACAAAUCAUUCUGAUGAGCCAAUAAACUAUUUGUCAUUUUCAUUUUGGGAUUCAACAAUUGAACCUUUAAGUACAAAAUUGAAUUCUAAUACAUUGAGUGGUGGUCCUAUAAUACCUGCUAAUGAGGUAUAUGAGAUUGAGUGGUUAUUGCUUAUGUUUAAACCAUUUAGGAUUUUAAACAAAGAAGAGAUUACAUCUAAAUACAAAAUCAUCCAGCCCCAUUCAGACUUAAAGAUCAAUUAUGAAAUCACUGGUAAAAGAGGAAUGAAAGAACUGAGGAUUCUCUUGGACUAUUCAAAUAAAUUGGCUAAUGAUGUUUCCAAUAGUUUUGUUAAAAACGUCAACGUGCCACUUAAUUUAACUGUCAUGCCAUCUAUUGAACUUAUUGGGUGUGAUAUUUUACCAUUACUAUCAUCAUCUUUGCAAGCACUUGAUAAUGUAAUGCCUAAGAAUUUGACUUCUAACCUUAAACAAAUCUUGGGUUUCAUAUCAAAGAUUAUGGAUUCAAAAACAGAGGAUAUAAGUGAGUAUUGUUUAUUAGUGAUUGAUAUGAGGAACUCGUGGAAUGAAAAAUUAUCAUGUAACUUUACAUAUACCAUGGACUUAAAUUCUGAAUUUAAAGUCGAGGAAAUCAUUGAUCCAAUGAAAACUUCUAGGUUUUUAUUACCAAUUAGACGAAUUUCUAGCAAUGAUAUUGAUUUAUCAAAACCAGUGCCAUCUUUGAGAAAUAAACAAUUUAUAAAGAAUUACUUUAUUACCGAUGAAGAAGAACUGAAAUUAAGAGAAACUUUUUGGCUCAGAUAUUCGUUGUUAGAGAAAUUGAAAGGUGAUUGGGAAACUGUUAACGGCAAUCGCAGAGAUGGUAUAAUUAAUUUAAGAGGGAUCCGAUUGAGUCCUAAGAUGGCAAACGUUUUAGUUUACAGUAAAGUCCAAAUCCAUCAUACUCUUAUUCGAAAUGAAAUUCCUAUUAAAAAGUCUGGACUGCAGUUUUUAUUGGAUAUCGAAGAGUUCUAUACUCUCAAAACAAAAAUUACCAAUAACUCAGAAGACGAAAUUAAUGCAAUUUUGAGACAUAUUCCGUUCCCAUUGGCCACAUCAAUAGCUACAUCAAGCAGCUCUAACACUCAUGUUGUUAAGUCCCAAGUAUCUAUCGACCGUAAAAUUCUUGUGAAUGGAUUACUACAAAAUCAUUUGGGUGAAAGUAUAAAACCACAAGAAUCCAUUGAAAUCGACUUGCCAUUCGUUAUACUAGAAAAGGGACAGUACGAAUGGGGAUCUGUUUUGGAUGUUUUAAACAAGGACAAUAUCAAAGUGGUUGGUCGUGAACCAAUAUAUAUAGCUGCAUCAUAG